AUGCUCUUCGAGUUCCAUAGGCUUCAGAAUCAGAAGUCGCCGAACAGUGUUUAUGCAACCUACCUUGUCUAUGGAGAAAAGAGUGUAGGCUCUCCUGCCAGUGAUGGAGACGUGGAGAUGAGCAGCACUGCGGAUACCGAUACGAGCUGGAGGACAAUUUUGACACUGGUUGAAGAAAAGGAGCUACAAGGCAAGUUGCAAAAAAGUGCUCUCAAAGAGUAUAACUCUGUGUAUUCGAUCCAUGUCUACAGUUUAAGCCCCCAUGCAGGUCAGGACCUGCAGUUACUCUCGGAAUCGAAUAAUGACGGUCUGUCGGGUUACUCGGCCAACCUCGGGCCUGUGGGUGCUCAGAAUCAUUUUGGUGGAGUUGCAAAUUCCCGGGUCCGGCUCAGAGAUCGCCGGGGUUACAAACCCCCCGUGAUCAAUGCGUCCGCUGCUGCCAAAGAGACCCCAUCGCAAAAGAAAUCAGCUUGGAAGGUUUCAAGCAACUCCCAAGAGAAAACCGAGUCACCUAAACCUGCUGCUAGUUCUUCUCGGCAAAUAUCCUCAUCUGCCAGGGCACCAGCCAAAAGUGGGAGCAAGGGACCCUCAAGCAGUAUCAUGCAAUCCUUUGCGAAAGCCUCUGUCAAGGCUUCGAAGUCUAGCAGUGCUGCUGAACCCGCCCCCACCCCUACAGCAGGCUCUGAUGCGGAUUCACAGCAGCCGGCCAUGUAUGACGAUGAUGAUGAUGAUGAUGAUGAUGAUGGUGGCGAUGACGACGACGACAGCGCCGUUUUACCUCGGCCGAAAAUCACUGGCGACGACGCGGAGAAUCGCAAAUCUCGGCUCCAAAGGGAAGCUGAGCUACGGCGAAUGAUGGACGAAGAUGACGAAAUUUCCGGGAUAUCUACCACUGUCGACAUCGAAAAAAAGGAAAAUCCAUCCGACAAUUCUCAGGCGGAGACCACGGGGGACGGAGGUGAAGAAGCCCCUCCGGAUAAUAUGGAGACUAAGGCAGAACCUAUAGCCACAGAAUCAGGCAACGGUGAGGGGCGGAGAAGAGGCAAGCGGCGAGUGAUGAAAAAGAAGCAAAUCCAGGAUGAAGAGGGGUAUCUUAUUACUGUCCAGGAGCCUGUUUGGGAAUCGUUCUCCGAGGACGAGACUCCCCAGCCACGGAAGCCUGCGUCGGCAGCCGCCUCUACAAAGGCGAAGAAGCUAGCCCCGAAGGGACAGGGAAGCAUUAUGUCCUUCUUUGCGAAGAAGCCGCGCGAAUACCUCUCGAUUGACUUUGUCCGCAGUCCCAAGGCACGGGUCAACCUCCUCAGGGGUUGGCCAGCGCCCCAGUCACUGCCUGCAGGUCAGCUUCGUGAAGCGGCUCUGGAUCUUCUCUCCAAUCCAACAGAGUACGUUCCUGCGCUCCAGUAUGGACCAGAUCCGGGGUCUCAAGCCCUGAGAGAGGAGCUCUCCCGGUGGCUUGCAAGAAUGUAUUCUGUAUCGCCGGACCCUGAGAGGAUAUGCAUUACUGGCGGGGCUAGUCAAAAUCUGGCGCGCAUUCUACAAAGAUUCACCGAUCCUCGUUUCACGCGCAUGGUUUGGAUGGUGGCGCCGUGUUACUAUCUAGCCUGUCCAAUUUUUGAAGAUGCUGGGUUUUCUGGCAGACUACGGGCUGUUCCCGAGGACCCAGAGGGCAUUGAUAUUGCCUAUCUUGCCAGAGGACUAGCCCUUUCGGAUUCCGACUUGUCAGCCGACGCACCUAAAUACGAGAGCAGGGACGAGAUUAGAAUUUAUAGGCACAUCAUUUAUGUGGUCCCCACGAGCGCCAACCCGUCGGGCAAGUCCAUGAGCCUCGAAAGAAGAACGCACUUGGUCCAUCUUGCUCGAAAGCAUAACGCCCUGGUCAUUAGUGACGACGUGUAUGAUGCCCUCCAGUGGUCGUUGUUGACGGAACCGGGCCACGGCAACGGAGCAGCUGCUCCAGAAGUUCUGCCGCGAUUGUGUGACAUAGAUCUUGCUCUCGAGCCUUCUCCAGAUGAUCCAUGUCAUUUUGGGAAUACCGUAAGCAACGGGUCCUUCAGCAAGAUAGUCGCACCGGGUAUGCGGACAGGGUGGACAGAAGCGACGCCCAAGUUCACCUAUGCACUCUCCCAAACGGGAUCGACUCGUUCCGGCGGAAGCCCGAGCCAAUUCGGAGCUACGCUGAUGUGGAAACUUUUGAAAAGCGGCGAUCUAGACGCGCACCUAGAGACCGUUAUCAUCCCGGGGCUCCAGCGGCGGCACAGGCAACUUUUGAGAAGUAUCAGAGAACACUUGAUUCCACUAGGCCUAACCCUCGACGAUGCCAACCACGCUGCAGGCAGUUCGCAGUAUGGGGGCUAUUUUGUAUGGCUAACACUACCGAGCAAUUUGGACUCUGAAGCCAUUGCCUCCCGGGCGGAGAGAGAGGAGAAUCUGACUAUUGGGCAUGGAAAGAUGUUCGAAGUGCGAGGCGACGAGGACUCGGCCUUGUUCAGGAAUCACAUCCGGCUCUCUUUUUCUUGGGAGCCCGAGGAGGCUCUGGCCGAAGGAAUCCAAAGAUUGGGCAAUAUCGUGAGGUCACAGCUAGAGCAGUCCAUGACAUGCAUCCCGUCCCAGUAG
This is a messenger RNA of Scedosporium apiospermum, 2613 nucleotides long. RefSeq lists its product as uncharacterized. NCBI's taxonomy places the organism in Eukaryota, Fungi, Ascomycota, Sordariomycetes, Microascales, Microascaceae. Gene Ontology annotation, cellular component: delta DNA polymerase complex; nucleus. The transcript is spliced from 7 exons. Bases 1 to 2613 code for a protein of 870 amino acids. Gene Ontology annotation, molecular function: L-2-aminoadipate:2-oxoglutarate transaminase activity; pyridoxal phosphate binding. The record is from RefSeq and is a predicted model, not a curated record. Gene Ontology annotation, biological process: biosynthetic process; DNA replication.